Molecule: messenger RNA, 1921 nt
Organism: Xyrauchen texanus (razorback sucker)
Lineage: Eukaryota; Metazoa; Chordata; Actinopteri; Cypriniformes; Catostomidae
Product: aldo-keto reductase family 1 member D1-like
Exons: 9
Coding region: 17-1030 (337 amino acids)
Biological process (GO): bile acid biosynthetic process
Cellular component (GO): cytosol
Molecular function (GO): aldose reductase (NADPH) activity; Delta4-3-oxosteroid 5beta-reductase activity
Source: RefSeq, a predicted model, not a curated record
CCCAUAAACUUGAUAAAUGGAGAGACCUGUCACAAAAUCAGCCAUGAAUCCUCCACUUAGCAUGGAGAGCCACUCUGUUCCUAUGAGCGAUGGAAAACUAAUCCCACUCAUUGGCCUGGGGACGUACGAAGACCCCCGCAAGACUCCUAAAGGAACAGCCUACGAGUCUGUUAAGAUUGCCAUAGACGUGGGUUACAGACACUUCGAUGGUGCGCUGGUCUACUACAACGAACAUGAGGUUGGACAAGCCAUCAGAGAGAAGAUCGCUGAUGGAACUGUGAAAAGAGAAGAUAUCUUCUACUGUGGAAAGCUAUGGGGCACGUUCCAUCUUCCUGAGCUGGUCAGACCUGCAUUAGAGCGAACACUAAAGGAGUCAGGACUGGACUAUGUGGAUCUCUACAUCAUUGAGAUUCCAGUUGCGUUCAAGCCAGGUGAUGUGUUUUAUCCUAAAGACGAGAAUGGAAAGUUUGUGUUCGACAACAGUGACCUCUGCGCCACAUGGGAGGCAUUAGAAACCUGCAAAGAUGCAGGAUUGACAAAGUCUCUCGGUGUAUCAAACUUCAAUCGACGACAGCUUGAGCUGCUUUUGAACAAGCCCGAACUGAAGCACAAACCUGUUUCCAAUCAGGUUGAAUGCCACCCUUAUUUCAGCCAACCCAAACUAUUGGACUUCUGUCGACAGAAUGACAUUGUGAUUGUGGGUUACAGCCCGCUUGGGACGUCCCGAGAUGCAUCCUGGGUGAAUCUUAAAUCUCCUCCACUGUUGGAGGACACAGUGCUGGUCUCCAUCGGGGAAAAAUACAACAAAAGCCCUGCACAGGUGUCCCUGAGGUUCAACAUCCAGAGAGGAGUGGUCGUCAUUCCCAAGAGCUUCAGCCCGCAACAUAUAAGAGACAACUUCCAGAUAUUUGACUUUUCAAUUACGGAUGAUGAAAUGGACGCCAUCGAAAAGCUGAACAAAAACGUCCGCUUUGUGGAACUUCUGAUGUGGCGUGACCAUCCUGAGUAUCCAUUCCAUGAUGACUACUAAUUUACACUUUCUUCAGUGUGGGCUACAUACCGUCAUAUUGUCAUUUUGGUGAUCUGCUCCCCUCACAGAGCUCUGGAGCCUUUGAAAUUUGUCAUUAAAAGAAAAGUAAAGCUUGUUCACUCUAUUAUACCCUACAGUAAGUGGGUUCUUAAAAAUGACGCAUAUGUACACAGACGAACAAUUAAUAAAAUAUCGCAAACUGAAUCAAAUAAUGUGUCCUGUGUGAACAGCCCCUUAAUGUGGGUUGGAAAUACUGCAAAUCCACCGAGUCGUCUCUAGAGAUCGGUUAUGUUCUCAUUUCAGUGGCAGUUCAGAAAAGUGUUAAAAACUAUCAAACUUCAUUUUUUCCCCCCAUUUUAAACAAAUGUAAACAGAUCAAUCGUGGCAAUUAUUUUUCAUCUCUGGUGAUUUCUAUUAUGUUUAGCUGAAUGUCCAGAAAGCAGCGUCUUCGUUCUUGUGAACCCUCACUAUAGUCAUUCGGUUUAUGAGAUUUUAAGUAUAAGCAUGUGAUGUCAUAGUUUGUACAGGUUUAUCAGUGGCCAAACAAAAGUGUGUCUUAUGUUGUGUAAGGUUUUCUAAAUUCCUCAUGAGGGUGCAAUUGUACAGCGCUGUUUGGAAACACUGCAGAACAAAUGUUGUUAUAGGGUUUGUACAAAAAUCUAUAAAGAAUAUACAGUACACCAUAUGUUAAAUAACGGUAUAGUGGUAUAAUGGUAAAGCAGCCAGUCAUUAUUGCAAAUUAUUACACUGCUCUCUGGAAUAUUCUGAUUGGGCAAUGGCGCCAUCUAGUGGUGUGCUAUUUCACAGUAACAACCGCACAUCCAAGUAUUUGCAAUCACUUUCCUGCUUCUCGGAUCACUGUGUGAUCUCUACAAGUAACCUAAUAAAAUA